Messenger RNA from Macrosteles quadrilineatus (aster leafhopper), 1845 nucleotides. RefSeq names its product putative inorganic phosphate cotransporter. Gene Ontology annotation, molecular function: transmembrane transporter activity. NCBI's taxonomy places the organism in Eukaryota, Metazoa, Arthropoda, Insecta, Hemiptera, Cicadellidae. Gene Ontology annotation, cellular component: membrane. Bases 136 to 1659 code for a protein of 507 amino acids. The transcript has 11 exons. Gene Ontology annotation, biological process: transmembrane transport; monoatomic anion transport. The record is from RefSeq and is a predicted model, not a curated record.
CCGUCGUUGCGCACGGACCUAACCUAACCUAACUUUCUAACCUAACCUAACCCGCCUAGUCAGUCUAGUCCAUGUUCUGUUAUUUGAGUGAUUCGGGUGCGAUACAAGACAUCGGUUUGAACUGCAAUUUUAAAGAUGGUCAAAAACGGAUUCGCACAAUUUAUGAGCAGAGCAUGUAUCCCCCAGAGGUAUGUACUGGGCAUUAUGGGAUUGCUCGGGAUGGCCAAUGCCUACAUCAUGAGGGCUUGUCUCUCCAUAGCCAUCACUGCGAUGGUCACUCACAGACCUCCGGACUCAACGUAUGUCAAUGAGGAGGAGUGUCCAGCCGUUGACCAAGGGAACAGCACGGUCCGAGGGGUCAUGGUGGAGGGCACCUACGAUUGGGAUGAAAAAACGCAAGGAUUGAUCCUGUCAUCCUUCUACUACGGCUACAUCAUCACACAUGUUCCUGGAGGAGUCUUGGCUCAGAGGUUUGGUGGCAAGCACACUCUAGGUCUAGGCAUCUUCAGCACGGCCAUCUUCACACUGCUGACUCCUAUUACUGCUGAAUCUAUGGGAGCUUGGGGGCUGAUCUUGUUGAGGUUCCUCAUGGGACUCGGAGAGGGCACAACAUUCCCAGCUCUGAGCACACUGCUGGCUCAAUGGGCUCCACCAUUGGAGAAAAGCAAAUUGUCCAGUUUAUGCUUUGCAGGUGUACAGCUGGGAAUGAUCAUCGCCACGAGUCUAGGAGGGAUCAUCAUACAAUAUACAGCCAGCUGGGCCAGUGUAUUCUACGUGUUCGGGUUGGUAGGUGUGGUUUGGUUUGUAAUCUGGUGUCUCGUCUGCUACAACGAUCCAGCGUCCCAUCCUUUCAUCACGGAAGAGGAACGGGCGUACUUGGAAGAGACUAUUGGCUGUACUAAGAGGGAUAAGGACCUAGGAGGAACACCUUGGAAGACUCUUCUGACCUCAGCUCCUGUCUGGGCACUCAUCAUAGGAGAGUGUGGGCAUGACUGGGGGCUCUACACUAUGAUCACAGACCUUCCCAAGUACAUGAACGACGUCAUGCACUUCAACAUUGCACAGAAUGGGUUGGUAUCUGCCAUUCCCUAUCUUACCAUGUGGAUUUGCUCCAUCGCCAUUGGAGCAUUGGCAGACUGGUUGCUAGCAAGAGAAAUUAUCACGAUAACACCAAUGAGAAAAGUACUUGCCACUGUCGGUGCCGUAGGCCCAGGCCUGGGUGUAGUCCUGGCGUCGUACGCAGGUUGUGACAAGUUCCUUGUCACUGUUCUCUUUACCAUCGGUAUGGGUCUGAUGGGAUUCUGUUACGCCAGUUUACGAGUCAACUCAUUGGACCUGAGUCCCAACUACGCUGGUUCUAUUAUGGCUUUGGUCAACGGCUUGUCGUCCGUGUCUGGGAUGGCAACACCAUACCUUAUCGGAGUUUUGACGCCAAAUAGAUCAUUGCGAGAAUGGCGAGUCGUCUUUUGGAUCAUGUUCGCAGUUCUGUUCUUCUCAAACUGUGUGUUUGUAUGGUGGGGCUCCGGAGAGGUGCAGCCGUGGAACGACCCAAAGAAAGAAAAACAGAGGCUUCAGAAUGGAAAACAGUCACCCACUAAAGAAAAAUUUGAUUUGGGCAAAGAUACAAGAGACGGCAAAAAAGCACUUCCUGAUGUUUAGUGUCAUUUCAAAAGUAUUUAUUUAUUAUCGAUACCCGGUAGGAACUUUUUUUGUAAUUUACAAAAAAGUUGAGAAGCUGAAAUGCUUUAUACAAUGUACAUAGAUAUUUUGUAAAUAUACUUUAGACGGUAAUGUUAGUUUUGUAAUUCUAUAUGAGUUUAUAUUUUAAUAAAUAUGUGAAACCUU